AUGGGAAAUAUGAACAAGACCUCUCUUUCUUUUGAUAUGCCAAGUAACGUAACUAUAGAUGAUAAAGGAAAUAAAACUAUUAGUAUUAGAACUUAUGGUUAUGAAAAAUUUUGCUUUACUAUUGUACUUGCAUGUUUGGCAGAUAGUACGAAAUUACCUCCAAUAAUCAUUUUUAAGUUAAAGAAUAUUCUACGGCUUGAGUUUCUAUCAGAAUGGAUUAAGCAUGCAUGGGAUGAUAUUGAUACUCUGCUAAUUAAAAAUUCUUUUAAGUAUUGUAGCAUCUUAGUUGCAAAUAAUAGUUCAGAAGAAGAUUUAAUUUUUGAUUAUGAUCAUAUUGAAAAUAAUAACAAUGAAGUUAAUGAAUAUAUUUUUAAUAGUAAAACUUAG
Molecule: messenger RNA, 387 nt
Organism: Scutellospora calospora
Lineage: Eukaryota; Fungi; Glomeromycota; Glomeromycetes; Diversisporales; Gigasporaceae
Source: the annotation of a GenBank genome assembly